AUGUCGGAGCUUCAGGUGAUUGGCAACGAGUACCCCGUGACAUCUCCGACCUUUGGGCCGUCGGGGGACCUCUUUGCCGUGUCAUCAUCUGGCGACAUCUUCCGCUACAGCAGCAUCGAGGGCUACGACAAUGAGUGCCGAGCCGAGUAA
This is a messenger RNA of Effrenium voratum, 150 nucleotides long. NCBI's taxonomy places the organism in Eukaryota, Dinophyceae, Suessiales, Symbiodiniaceae. The record is from the annotation of a GenBank genome assembly.